CUGUGACAGCUCGACACAAAGCCAGUCACACUGACACGCCGACAGACACAGACACACACGGACACACGGAGCAAGCAGACGGAGAGAGAAUGGAACCAAAGCAGAUUAGAGAGGGAUAUCUGGUCAAAAAGGGCACAGUGCUGAACUCCUGGAAGGUGGUUUGGGUGGUGCUGUCAGAGGACGGUGUGGAGUUCUACAAGAGGAAGACAGAUACCAAUUCCAAGGGGAUGAUUCCCUUGAAGGGAGCUACUUUCACCAGCCCCUGCCAGGACUUUAGCAAGAGAGUGCUGGUGUUCAAGCUCCAGACGAGUAAGAACCAGGAUCACUACUUCCAGGCCACACACCUAGAGGAGAGGGAGGCCUGGGUGAAGGACAUCAAGAGGGCCAUUUCCUGUCUGGAGGGAGGCAGGAAGUUUGCCAGGAAGUCGACGCGGAGGUCUAUCCGUCUGCCUGACACAGUCAACCUCAGUGAACUGUACCUGCUAAUGAAAGACCCAAAUGAUGGCGUGAAGGAGAUGAAACUGGAAAAGGAUAAGAGAAUCUACAAUCACUGCUUUACAGGUGGUACGGUGGUGGACUGGUUGAUCUCCAAGGACAAGGCGAGGAACAGGGCAGAGGCUCUGAUGUUGGCCACGGGACUCCUGAACGAGGGCUUCCUGCAGCCUGCCGGAGAGGUCUCCAAGCAGGGGGCGGUGGGUGGAGCAGAGACCCUCCUCCUGGAUGAAACAGAUGCUCUUUACUACUUUGCAGACAGUGGGUUCUUCUGUGAGGGCUACUCAAGCGAUGAGGAUGAAGUGGUGAAGGAGGAGUUCAGGGGAAACAUUGUCAAACAGGGCUGUUUACUCAAACAGGGUCAUAGGAGAAAAAACUGGAAGGUGAGGAAGUUCAUUCUCAGAGAUGACCCAGCCUAUCUCCAUUACUAUGACCCCACCAAGGGGGAUGAUGAGCCCCUAGGUUCAGUCCACCUGAGAGCAUCGGUGAUCACAGCGGUAGACCACGUCCCUGACGCCAAAAGGUACGAGGUGGAUGGGAACCUCUUUGAGGUCAUCACUUCAGAUGAGACGCAUUACUUCCUCCAAGCAGCUACAGCAGAGGAGAGGAAAGAGUGGAUCAAAGCCAUGCAUACCGUGUCAAAGACAGGGAAAUGAAGCUUAGAAGCAGCUCAUCUCCUCAUAUCCUGUGUGGAGCGGCAUAGACCAGAGAGACCCUGGUUUGACAGACAUUCACUCUAAGCUGGUGCAUGAAAGAUCACAGACUCAGGUCUUAUAGAUGCCAGCUUCUAUAAUGUUAUUGUUUCUCAACAUAGUUUAUUUUUCAAUCGAAGGGCCAUGCAUUCAUAGCACAAAGAGAGAGAGAGGAGAGAGAGGAGAGAGAGGAAACAUGUUUCUAUUCUCAAAGACGGUCACACUUUUAGACACCCUCCCCUCCACAUACACAAUCUACAAGCAGAGUCUAAAAUUAGGUACAAGGUAUAUGGUUUGUGAGCCUAUCUUUUCUGUUGUGUCUGCUUGUGUCAUUUCUUCUGUUCAUGUUAUGAUCCGGCCUUCACAAUUAGAGAGAAGGCAUUGUGAUAAUUCAGAAGAAUAAUCAAAAGUACAGACAAUUCCUGUUCCUGAAAGAAAAUGAGAUAUCAUAUCCUGUUUCUGUGUCCUUCUGCCAUGUUGUGGUUUUAGCUUUUUGUCUUGUCAUGAUGGCUUGACACUCAUGACUCUUCACUGUACAAAAUUCCACCAGCAAGUAUUUGUUUUCAGUUAAUACAGUGUAUGCAGCACCUGUAAUAUACAGUAUAUCAUUCAAAUAUUUAAACUGUGUACAUUUUCAAUAUAUCCCAUUCAAUAGAUCCAAGGACCCCACUGUUAUUUGCACCUCCAGACACAUGUUAACAAAGUACAUUAAUCUAAGGAGCAGCUGUAAACAAAGUCUCAAAUAGUUUUUUGUAUUAGAUUUGGCCCACUCGCACCAAGGAGCACAGUGUUAGGGAACUGAUGGUUCUACAGCAUUCUCACAUGAACUAUGGUCCUGAUAGAGACCUCUAUGAAGUUUUGAGGUGCUAAAGAUAUAUGUAAAUCAUAUCAAAGUCCUUUUUAGUGUUAAAACUGCUACCUGUGUACCUCGUGUGGGUGGCUGAAGCUGAGCUAAUGCCCUGUUGACCUGGAUUAUGACUCGUUUUAUUCACUAUAAACCUCCCUUCUUUUAAUCAUCAGGCUGGUUGAAGGCUGUCUUCUGACUCAACGGCUUGCAGUUCGUGUACAUUGCCUCUUCUGUUCAAUUGGUGAUUAUACACUCGUUUUUAAACUCAGAUUAUUAUGUGUAUUAGUUGUAUAGGAAAUCAUCCACUCACACCUGCAACCAAUAUGCUUGAUCUGUGUGAAGUUAGGAGUCCUCAUUUCACCAUGCCUCUAUAGUUUUGUACAUGGUCUCUAAAGUAUGGAGAGGUAAUUCCAUCAGCUCUGAGCUUGGCCUUUUGGGUAAAGAGUCAGAGUCCAUAGAACUGUCACCAGUUCUUGGAUUCAUCCCAAUGACAAACAUGUUGCUCUUGGCUCCAGUGGGAGUGUGUUGUGUUUGACAGCACUGUUCUCCUGAUGGCAGACUGACCUGAGAGUGUCCUCCUCACAUUCUGAACUUACACAUCUCAUCAGGAUCUGUUCAUGUCUCGAGUCUGACAAGGGCCACCUUCAAGUCACAAGCAAAAAGCCUGUGUACAUUUUUGGCUGUGUAAAUGCAUGUGAUCACGAGUUGAACACAAGAGGGCGGUAUACACUAACAUACGCUUCAUAGUGGACAGAACAACACACUUGAAUAUUAUUUGUUAAAAAUAAAAUAAUUUAGCAGACACUUUUGUCCAACUGAUCUGACAAAAACAGCCUGCUGUUGACAAAGGGGAGGGAGGUCGUUUGUACGCGGCAGGCCAUCAUUACCAGCUUUGAUUAAACAUGUUCUUUUACGUAAUAUUCGUACUUAAUCUAAACCAUUUCCUUGAUUGGUAACAACAACAAAAAAGCAGCGGCUACACCAUUUUUUCCCGAUGGGGUGCACCUGAAAACCCUCUGCAAUCCCACGCAUAGUAUACUCUGCAUGAAGAACAGAUCAAAAGAUGCAACAUGCAAAUCGAACCCCACAAGUGAAUUAAGCGGAACAUGUUACCGUCUCCUUUUCUUUUUGAUAGACUAUACAAAGGAAGAGCAUUGAAUAACAGGCCUUGUCACGUACUAAAUAUGACAGAACACUGUUCAACUUCUUGGCUCAGCUGGCUGAUGGAGGGAUUGAUAGAGGGGUCAUAAAAUAUAUGUGGGUUAACAUUUCUCACAGGAGAGUCAUGAGUCUGCCAAGGGUCCCUGGGUUGGUGAUUGAUGACAACAGAACCCAGUCCAGUCUGUGAAUGAACCGAUCCAGUUUUCUUAUUGUAUGUACAUGUACAGUGCCCUCCAAAAGUAUUGGAACAGUGAGGCGAAUUCCUU
Molecule: messenger RNA, 3458 nt
Organism: Hypomesus transpacificus
Lineage: Eukaryota; Metazoa; Chordata; Actinopteri; Osmeriformes; Osmeridae
Product: pleckstrin-like
Exons: 9
Coding region: 90-1148 (352 amino acids)
Biological process (GO): actin cytoskeleton organization; intracellular signal transduction
Cellular component (GO): plasma membrane
Source: RefSeq, a predicted model, not a curated record